This is a messenger RNA of Camellia sinensis, 3277 nucleotides long. Lineage: Eukaryota; Viridiplantae; Streptophyta; Magnoliopsida; Ericales; Theaceae. The record is from RefSeq and is a predicted model, not a curated record.
CUUUAUAACUCCAUGGGAUUGGUAUACUUAUUGGGCUCUAGCUCAUUCUUUUUUUUUAAUUUUUUUUUUUCAAAUUCCUAGACUUUUGUGUGGCUCGCCUCAACUUGGAAGAUUAGAGUUUCUGGAGGAUCAAAUGUGAACAUCUGGUAGUUGAGGUUUUGCUUAGGGUGACUCUAGGAUGUAGUUUUAUCCUUUGUUUUAUGAAGUAGGUUGAUUGUAAAUAUUUGCUUUGUGAAGUUGGAUGUAUUGAUUGAUUCAUGAAUAGUAUGUUUUAUUUUGGGGGUAAUGGUGCAUGGAAACUGUCUUAGUAGUAUGAUGAUAUUUUUGUCUUUGAAUGGAUCAUCUCAUAUAUGUUGGCCAAUCGAAGGGUCUUAUGCACUAUUGGUGAUGUGAUAUAAGAAUUAUACAGGUGAUUAUUGUGUACAGGUGUUAUAGCGUUGAAGUGCGCCCUCUUGGUUGGGGUUGCCUUGCCGAGAUUGGGUUGUGACAGUAGCUGAGGGUGGUGGUGUGGGUAAAGAAUGUGAGAGUAGUGAGAAAUCAAGUCAGAAUUAGGCUAGGGAGCAUGAGGGUAAUGAUAUAGAACAUGAGGAGGGGUUGCAGCAUACUACUGACACUGAGUCUGUAGAAGGUAAUGAGGCUGAUGAGAGUGACAGUGCACAGAAUGAGACUGAAUUUUUGCCUGAUGAAGAGAGAACUUAUAGUGAUGACUCUAAGGACUUGGACUAUAUAGUCAGUGAAGAAUAUAGUGAUACUGAAGCUUCUAAGGGUAGUGUAGAGGAAAGUGAUCACCAAAGUUGGUUGUAUGAAGACCUAGAGGGUCCAAAUUAUGACAUUUUUAAUGAAACCUCACACAAAAUAACUAAAGGACCACUAUCUAAAGUCAAUCUACCAGAUGAUGUUGGUUGGUAUUCAGAUGAUGAUGAUGAAUUAAUUAGUCAAAAAAGGGCAUCAGAUUAGGCAGAUGAUGCUGGAUACCUUGAAUACAAAGAAGAGAUGAUAAGGGAUCCCAAACUUGUGGUUGGAAUGAAAUUUCCCAGUCCCCAAGUUUCCAGAGAGUAUUUGAGGGAGUUUAAUGUGGUGGAUAGUUAUGAUAUAAGGUACAUCAGAAAUGAGAGUGUUAGGAUCACUGCUGUUUGUAGGCAUACCUGUACUUGGAGGAGUGGGGGAACCACAACCUUUCAGAUCAAAACUCUAGAGAGGAAACACACAUGUGAGAGGCAUUACAACAACAAACAAGCCAACUUUAAGUAUUUGGGGAAGAAGUUUGUAGAUGAGGUGAGAGAUGACCCCUCCAUUAACAUAGCCUAUUUCAAAAAAAAAAGUGAGAAAAGAGAUAAUGAUGGAUGCAAGUAGGUUUCAAAUAUAUAGGGCAAAGAGAAAGACAAGGGAGAUAAUUGUAGGGGAUUUGGUAGAUCAAUAUCACGGGAUUAGGGAUUAUGCAGUUAUAGUUAUUAGGAAAAAUCCAACCUCACACAUUUCAAUAACAACUAAUCCUGAAAAGACAGAGCUUACAGUUCAAAGGAUGUAUUUCAGAUUUGGUGCACAGAAAAAUGGAUUUCUAGCAAGGUGUAGACCAAUAAUAAGACUAGAUGGAUGUCAUUUAAAAUGGAUUUUUGUAGGGCAGCUACUUAGUGCUAUUGAGAGAGAUAGAAAUGACAACAUGUAUCCUAUUACAGUGGCUUUGGUUGAGAUAAAAUGUAAAGCCUCUUGGUCUUGGUUUCUUGAGGAAUUGAUGAGUGAUAUUGGGAGUGUUGGGGAGAUGGGGUGGACAUUUAUAUCAGAUAGACAGAAGGGGUUGGUUGAAACAUUUGUAGGGUUAUACCCUACUGUAGAUCACUUAUACUCCCAAGACAUAUGUAUAGUAACUUUAAGACAAAAUACAGUAGUUGUGUGUUGAAAGACUUGUUUUGGAAAGCUGCAUCAACUGGAAAUGUGCAUGAAUUCAAUUAUUGGAUGAAGAAGAUUGAAGAAACUGAUCCUAAGAUUGGAAAUAGGGAGACAACUGUGGAGUGGUUGAGGGAGACUGACUCUGCUUUGUGGGCAAAGUCACAUUUUUUUCCAAGGAGCAAGUGUGACAUCCUUGUGAACAAUUUGAGUGAGUCAUUCAAUUCUUACAUUCUAGAAACUAGAGAGCUACCAAUAAUCUCCAUAUUUGAAUGAUCAGAAGGAAAUUGAUGCACAAGAUUCAAGUUAAAAAGGCUGGAAUGGCAAAAUACAGUGGUUAGAUUUGUCCCAAUAUUCAUAACAAACUUGAGAAGUUAAAGGUGGAAUCAAGGAACUGCUUUGCAACCUGGUGUGGACAAUUGGAAUUUGAGGUUGAUCAUUUUCAAAAGAGAGACAUAGUGGGCCUAAGUACUAGGACAUGUAGUUGCAAGAGAUAGGAUUUGUUUAGUUUGCCUUGUAGUCAUGCCAUUAAUGCCAUUCAAAUAAAUCAUGAGCAGUUAGAAGCCUAUGUGCAUGAGUAUUACAGCAAGUCUAGGUACUUGGAUACUUAUGCAUUCAUGAAACACCCAAUUCUAAACAUACAUGAGUAUGAAAAAGGUGGCUAGAAAUUGAAUUCACCAGAAGCAAAGAAAUAAGCAGGUAGACCAAAAAAGUUAAGAAAUAGACAAGCAAAUGAGCCAAGAAAUCCACACAAGGCAUCAAGGAAGAAUAUCAAUGUGACAUGUGCUAAGUGUCUGUAGAAGGGGUACAAUCAGAGGUCAUGUAAGAAUAGACUGCAUCCUAAGUCUAAAAUGAGAUUUGCUAGUGGGCAAUCAUCUCAACCUGCAUCAACUCCUACUCCUACAACAAACAUCCCAUCAAAUGAAAUAUCCAAUAAGAGCCAAACUAGAAGAGGAGGCCAGGCAGCAUCUCAGCCACUAAUUACUACUGCUUCUAUUGGACUGAAGAGGAGGAGUACUAGGUCAUCCACUCAGCUCACAAAACUACCAACCCAUGGUGGAAAAACAUUAAGUGGUCUUGGCAAAGGACCUGAAAUCACAGUUGGUGGGAGGGGUAAAGGACCAAUUAAUGCAUCUGCAGUCAAUGUUGGAAAAAUUGGAGUGACUGCUAAUGUUAGAGGGCAUGUUGUUUCAAUAACUUCUGUACUAGAGACAACCAAAGCAAUGAGGCAUGCCAAAUAACUGGCAACUGGUUCAAAGUAGACUAUAGGGUUACCUUUUAUUAUUUAUGUUUUUGUGUUGAAACAAUAUUGUGGAAUGUAUUGUGUUUGUCUUUAAGCUAAAGAAAGAUAGACACACAUUUAGAGUUAUGGUUUUUGACAAUGAUUUUUGUU